Somion occarium is the source of this 1987-nucleotide messenger RNA. Lineage: Eukaryota; Fungi; Basidiomycota; Agaricomycetes; Polyporales; Cerrenaceae. The record is from the annotation of a GenBank genome assembly.
AGCUUAGCGGGAAUUAGCUCGAACUCCUUCACUUCCGUUUGUUCUGUAUUUCAAGCUCAGAGGCAUGUCUUUCUCGUAUUCUCAGUAUCAAUAGAUGGAUAACAGAAUCGGCCCUCAUAGUUUCCCAAGUAUCAUAUUGUGUAUCGUACCAGAAGUUUGUGCCGAAGAAGAACGGGGCAGUGAACCUCUUUCGACAUCCCCUUCCGCCCAGAGCGCCCUCAACGUCCUCUUCCUCUCGACCUCCAUCAGUGUCAUUCACCGCCGUUGAACGACCCAGCUCAAGCUUCAAACACAAUGAGCUCCACAUAUCCAGUCAUCCCAUCUCGACCUUUCGUUCCACAUAUCCAAACCACUUGUUCACAAUGUCAUAUUCAACUAGAGUUCCCCCCACCCACACCCACUCCACGAUCCGGCGCGUUACUCAAUGUUCGAUGUUUCAAUUGUGCAACGAUAUUCAACCAUGCUUUCUAUCCUAAUCAGGUACCUAAUGUCGGUGCGAGUAGACCGUCACACGGUGGUAUGGCGCAAAACUCGGGUAGUACAGGGUUUGCCAGUUCAAGUGAUCAUGGGGCAAGGAGAGGGAGGAAGAUCGGCACUGAUGAGCGACCGUUAGAGACUGGAUAUUAUGACCUGUUGGCAGUGUCGAUAGAUGCUACCACUGAUGAUAUCAAGAAAGCAUACCGACGACUCGCUAUCAAGUUCCACCCGGACAAAAAUCGCGACGAUCCAAACGCCGAAGAACGCUUCAAAGAGAUUGCCAUAGCCUAUCAAACCCUCUCUGACCCUGUUCUCCGCAAGAAGUACAAUGAAUUCGGACCUAAAGAAAGCGCACCUGAUGGUGGAUUCGUCGAUCCCGAAGAGGUCUUUGGCGCAAUAUUCGGUGGCGAGAGAUUCGUACCCAUUAUUGGACAUAUCAGUCUCGCGAAGGAUAUGAAGACGGCUCUGCAGGAGGCCGAUGAGUUGGAAGCGGAGAGCAAGAAUGUGCAGAGGGAUGCGAAAGGACGUGAGAUUUUGUCGCCUGAGGAAAAGGCUAGAAGGGAGGAAAAAGCGAGAAAGGUCGCUGCUGAGAAAGCAGCUGCUCGUGCAGAACGAGUGCAAAAACUCGUCGAGAACCUUGAAAGGAAACUCGGGAUCUUCACCGAGUCUGCUACUGGACCCGCCGAUCCUCAAGUUACCGAAAGUUAUCGGACGAUAUGUCAGCUCGAUGCAGAGGAGCUCAAGAAGGAAUCCUAUGGUGCAGACCUUCUACACGCCAUCGGGUUCGUUUACGUCUCGAAAUCCAAGGCGCACCUGGCUAGUAACCAGACGUUCUUGGGUGUAGGCGGAUGGUUGCACAACGUGCAAGGCAAAUACCAUGUCUUCAGCGAAACUGUAUCGACGUUACGGUCUGCUAUUGAACUCAAGAGUGUCUUUGAGCAGAUCCAGGCUGCCGAACGUGCUGGUAACUUGUCGCCUGAAGAGAAAAGACGUCUCGAGGAGCAAGCCGCUGAGAAAGGUCUCCAAGCGCUGUUCAAAGGAACGAAAUUGGAGGUUGAGUCCGUCCUGCGAGAGACGUGUGACCGCGUCCUAGAAGAUCCCUCCAUCCCACGAUCCAAAGCCCAUCUUCGUGCCGUGGCCAUGCAAAUUCUUGGUGAUGCCUACCUUUCUGUCAAGAAAGACGAGGAUGGCAUCCGAGAGGAAAGCGAAUAUGUCAAGAUCGAGACGAAGACUAGCCGACAAAGAGAUUCUCAGCGAAUGCAUUAGAUCAGUCAUCCCAACGUGUAUGACUGACUGCUCACGAUACAUAUUGCAUGAUCACCAUUGCAUGCUCACUCGUUGCAUGGCGUUUCUUUCUUUGCUUUCGCAUUGCACCUUCUGGACUUCUCACUUGUAGCUAUAUAUCGAUCGGUCGCAUCAUAAUUGUAUCAUACCCGACACGACAUUCUUGUCUAUACAGCCGUUCACAUUGGCAUGCAGCACACUACGAAGGUCCAUGCAAGUACUAAAA